CACUUCCUCCUCGGGGAAAGAAGCGAGCGGGGGGGCGAGAAAAGUUUGUCCGGCGGGGCGGGCGCUGCUGCCGCUUCCACGGAGACGCGUCCCGGGGGCUGCAGAGACGCCGCCGGGCUUUCCCGCGUGGGACAGAGAGAGAGAGACGGCGGGGAGGGCAUCCGAGGAGCCCGCGGGCGUCUGGAUGGCGUCCCUGCCCGCCGCCCCCGCGCCCGUGGGCGCCCCCGAGCCCAUCCAGCCGGCCGCCUCCCCGGCCAGCCCCGCGGGGGUCUCCUUCCAGCUGCAGAUCGGGCUGACCCGCGAGUACGUCCUGCUGCCCGCCGCCUGCGACCUCGCCCACGUCAAACAGCUGGCCUGCUCCAUCGUGGACCAAAAGUUUCCUGAAUGUGGAUUUUAUGGCCUCUACGAUAAAAUCCUGCUGUUCAAACAUGACUCUUCGACAGCCAACAUUUUACAGCUGGUCCGAGCCGCCUCCGACAUUCAGGAGGGUGACCUGGUGGAAGUGGUUCUCUCAGCCUCGGCUACUUUCGAGGACUUCCAGAUCCGUCCACACGCUCUCAACGUCCACUCGUACCGGGCACCGGCGUUCUGCGACCACUGCGGAGAGAUGCUUUUCGGUUUGGUCCGCCAAGGCCUCAAAUGUGACGGUUGCGGCCUGAACUACCACAAACGUUGCGCCUUCAGCAUUCCCAACAACUGCAGCAGCGCCAGGAAACGCCGCCUCUCGUCCACCUCGCUGGUCAACUCCCAGUCCUUGCGGCUGUCGACCACAGAAUCCUUGCCUUGCACCCCAGACGAACUGAGCCGGAGUUCCACGGAGCUCUUCCCCCGCCGCCUGACCUCCUCCACCUACAUCGGCCGCCCCAUAGAGCUGGACAAGCUCUUCCUCUCCAAGGUGAAGGUGCCCCACACCUUCCUCAUCCACUCCUACACCCGCCCCACCGUCUGCCAGUUCUGCAAGAAGCUCCUGAAGGGCCUCUUCCGCCAGGGCCUCCAGUGCAAAGAUUGCAAAUUCAACUGCCACAAGCGCUGUGCGACCCGUGUGCCCAACGACUGCUUGGGAGAGGCGUCCUUUAAUGGUGGUGAUAUGCCGAUGGAAGAAUCGAGUGAUCUCAGCGAGGCGGAUAAGAACUCGCUCAUGGAUGAGUCCGACGAUUCCGGGAUCAUCCCCGGAUCCCAUUCAGAGAACGAUCUGCGCAUGGACGAAGACGUGGAGAGUCUCCAGAAAUCCCAAAGCUCCAUGGGGUACAUCCCCCUGAUGCGGGUGGUGCAGUCCGUCCGCCAGACGACGCGCAAGUCGAGCACGGCGCUGAAGGAAGGCUGGAUGGUGCAUUUCAGCAACAAGGACCCCUUGAGAAAACGUCAUUAUUGGCGGCUGGACAGCAAGUGCCUCACCCUCUUCCAGAACAACAGUAGCAAUCGCUACUACAAGGAAAUCCCCUUGUCGGAGAUCUUAACCGUCGAGCCGGCUCAGGAUUUCUCCCUCGUGCCGUCCGGCGCAAACCCUCACUGCUUUGAAAUCAUUACCGCCAACGCCACCUACUACGUGGGCGAGAACGGCGCCCCCAGCGCCCCCCAGCAUGGCGGGGAUGGCCUGGAACACGCCAAGGCCUGGGAGACGGCCCUUCGCCAAGCCCUCAUGCCCGUCGUCCUGCAGGGGGUCCCGGCUGCCCAGGGACAGCCCCCCCAUAGACAAGCUUCUUUGAGGAUCUCCGUCUCCAACAGCCAAAUCCAGGAGAAUGUGGACAUCUCCACCGUCUACCAGAUAUUUCCAGAUGAGGUCCUGGGUUCCGGUCAGUUUGGUGUGGUCUACGGAGGGAAACACCGCAAGACAGGCAGGGACGUGGCGGUGAAGGUCAUCGACAAGCUUCGCUUCCCCACAAAGCAGGAGAGUCAAUUGCGGAACGAGGUUGCCAUCCUACAGAGUUUGAGGCACCCUGGGAUUGUGAAUCUGGAAUGCAUGUUUGAGACCCCGGAGAAAGUCUUUGUCGUCAUGGAGAAACUGCACGGGGAUAUGUUGGAGAUGAUCCUGUCUUCGGAGAAGGGCCGGCUCCCAGAGAGGCUGACCAAGUUCCUGAUCACCCAGGUCCUGGUAGCCCUCCGGCAUCUGCAUUUCAAGAACAUCGUCCACUGCGACCUGAAGCCUGAGAAUGUCCUCCUGGCGUCCGCCGAGCCUUUUCCGCAGGUGAAGCUGUGCGACUUCGGCUUCGCCCGCAUCAUCGGGGAGAAGUCCUUCCGGCGCUCGGUGGUGGGCACCCCGGCCUACUUGGCCCCCGAGGUCCUCCUCAACCAGGGCUACAACCGCUCGCUGGACAUGUGGUCGGUGGGCGUCAUCCUGUACGUCAGCCUGAGCGGCACCUUCCCCUUCAACGAGGACGAGGACAUCAACGACCAGAUCCAGAACGCCGACUUCAUGUACCCCCACAACCCCUGGCGGAGGAUUUCGGUCGGAGCCAUCGACCUGAUCAACAACCUGCUGCAGGUGAAGAUGAGGAAACGUUACAGUGUGGAUAAGUCACUCAGCCACACCUGGCUGCAGGUAGGUUGAAGAGGAGGGGGGGCAGGCUGCGUUGAAUACCUUCCUACCCAAAUGGGUCACUCUCGGUCAGUCUUCGGCUUCUGUACAUUUGGACUGUAAAAGUCCUUAAUCGAGGGGCCCUUGGUGCUCCCCCAGGU
This is a messenger RNA of Thamnophis elegans (Western terrestrial garter snake), 2676 nucleotides long. RefSeq names its product protein kinase D2 (gene PRKD2). The coding region runs from base 185 to 2548 and encodes 787 amino acids. NCBI's taxonomy places the organism in Eukaryota, Metazoa, Chordata, Lepidosauria, Squamata, Natricidae. Gene Ontology annotation, molecular function: protein serine/threonine kinase activity; ATP binding. The record is from RefSeq and is a predicted model, not a curated record. Gene Ontology annotation, biological process: protein phosphorylation. The transcript has 17 exons.